AUGGCGACCGAGAGCAACCCGGCGCUCGCCUCCCUCCCGUCCAACGUGCGCGAGAUCAUCGAGCUCGCCAGCCAGCGCGAUGGCGGCAUUCCUUUCCGGGCAAAGACCGCUCAUGUCCACAGAACCUGGGCUGGCACUUUCACGAGCUUGCCCGAGCUCUAUAUUCAACCCGAAUCUGUCCAAGAAAUUCAAAAGGUCGUCCGCUUGGCCCGUCAUGCCCGGCGCCGUGUCACUACCACCGGCUGCGGUCACUCUCCUUCAGACAUCACUUGUACCUCGUCCUGGCUCGUCAACCUGGACAACUUCAACAAGGUUAUCUCCGUUGACCAUUCGACCGGUCUCGUUGUUGUGCAGGCAGGUAUCCGUCUUUACCAGCUCAGUGACGAGCUGGACCGCCGCGGGCUUGCUUUGCCUAGCCUCGGCAGCAUCAAUGAGCAGAGCAUUGCCGGCGCCAUCAGCACGGGCACGCACGGCAGCGGCAUCAAGCAUGGUCUUGUCGGUGAAAGCAUUACUGAGCUCAAGAUUACUCUUGCCAAUGGCGAGACGUUGUCGUGCUCCCCAGAGGACAAGCCUGAUCUCUUCCGGGCCGCCUUGAUCUCCCUCGGUGCCUUGGGUAUCAUCACCGAGGUCACUUUCAAGGCUGUCCCAGCUUUCUCACUUGCCUGGAGCCAGGCAAUCGACUCGGAUAAGCGCAUCUUUGAGCAAUGGGAGAAGGAUCUCUGGAGCCAGGCCGAGUUUGUGCGUAUUUGGUGGUUUCCUUACAUGCGCCGCGCCGCUGUUUGGACUGCCCACGUUGUCGACCCGGUCGACUUGAAGACCGGCGCCGUCAAGCACCGUGAGCCGCCAACAAGCUACUACGAUAGCUGGCUGGGCUACUAUGUUUAUCACAACCUUCUUGCUCUCUCCAGAUGGGUCCCGCGCAUCACGCCUUGGAUUGAGUGGUUCGUUUUCGGCAUGCAGUAUGGUUUCAAGAACGGCGAGGUCACGAGGAUUGGCGCCGUUCAGCCCAGCCAGAAGGCCUUCCUGCUGAACUGCCUAUACAGCCAAUCCGUCAACGAGUGGGCCAUCCCCCUCCACAAGGGACCCGAGGCUCUACAGCGUCUUGGUGCCUGGCUUCAGAACCUGAAGCCAGGCGACCCCGGCUAUGUUGAGCACGGCAUCCCCUACAGCGCCGAGGGUCUCUGGGUUCACAGCCCCGUCGAAGUGCGUGCGAGCGACUCGACCGUCUACACCUCGCGGGAGGCCAACACGCGCCCCUUCCUUGACCCCACGCAGUGUGACGGCCCCACGCUCUAUCUCAACGCCAUCAUGUAUCGCCCCUACCACCGUGAGCCGACCUACAACGCCACGGAGCGCUACUAUCUCGGCUUCGAGUGGCUCAUGCGCGAGCUCGGCGGCAAGCCGCACUGGGCCAAGACCUUCACCGCGACCCAGGCCGACCUAGCAAGGUGGUACGGCGAGGACCUCCAGCGGUGGGGCGCCGUCCGCGAGAGCGUCGACCCCGAGGGCAUGUUUGUUGGGCCCUGGCACAGACGCUACCUGCUGGAGCCCCUACAAAGGGACAAGCUCCUCCCGCUAGAGGAGAUUCAGCAGACGACUAAGAAGGUCCCCGCGAGGCAGGGUGGUGGUAUCGAAGUGAUUGGCAUCCAGAACCUCGUCGCGCCGAACUAG
Neurospora hispaniola is the source of this 1671-nucleotide messenger RNA. RefSeq names its product putative D-arabinono-1,4-lactone oxidase. Gene Ontology annotation, molecular function: D-arabinono-1,4-lactone oxidase activity; FAD binding. The record is from RefSeq and is a predicted model, not a curated record. Gene Ontology annotation, cellular component: mitochondrion; membrane. The transcript has a single exon. The coding region runs from base 1 to 1671 and encodes 556 amino acids. Lineage: Eukaryota; Fungi; Ascomycota; Sordariomycetes; Sordariales; Sordariaceae.